GCUGUGUGCUGCUCUGAUGAACAUUGAAUUUCCCACAGAGACACCCCACAAACUGACCAAAGAGACACAUCUAACUGCACUGGCAAAGUGGAAGUGGAAGUUGGAGCAAAACAACAAACAAACAGCAGCAGUUCAGUGAAGAGAGCAAGAAAUUUAUCUUGGGCAGGAUGGCAUCUGCUCAGGACCUUCUAAUCCUGGCACUGUAUGGCUUGUUACUAGAGCUACCGGCUGGAUGUCACGCAGCAGAUACGAGGCAGCCAAGGUUACGUCUGUCACAUAAAGAGCUCUGGGAUUUAAACAGGACGUCAGUCUUUCGUAGCCCGUUUGGAUAUCUUGGACUUCAUGUGAUGCUGCUGGAUGAGUAUCAAGAGCGACUGUUCGUGGGAGGAAGAGACCUCUUGUAUUCCCUCAGUUUGGAUCGAAUCAGCGACAACUACCGAGAGAUCCAUUGGCCUAGUACACCUCUGCAGGCAGAAGAAUGCAUAAUUAAAGGAAGAGAUGCUGAUGAAUGUGCAAAUUACAUCCGUGUCCUUCACCGAUACAACAGGACCCAUCUUCUGGCUUGUGGAACAGGAGCUUUUGAUCCACUCUGUACUUUUGUAAGAGCUGGACAUCCAUCAGAGGAUCAUCUGUUUCAACUGGAAUCGCACAAAUUUGAGAGAGGACGAGGCAGGUGCCCUUUUGACCCCAGUUCUUCCUUCACCUCCAUCUUAAUUGGUGGUGAACUUUUUACUGGUCUCUACAGUGACUACUGGGGAAGAGACGCUGCCGUGUUUCGCUCCAUGAACCGCGUGGCCCAUCUUCGCACUGAGCCGGACAAUGAGCGCCUGCUGAAAGAACCAAAAUUCGUUGGCUCAUACAUGAUUCCUGACAAUGAAGACCACGAUGAUAACAAAGUAUAUUUCUUCUUUACUGAGAAAGCUUUGGAAGCUGAGACAAGCACUCAUGCCAUAUAUACCAGAGUGGGACGUGUAUGUGCGAAUGACAUGGGAGGCCAGCGAAUGCUCGUCAAUAAAUGGACCACUUUCCUCAAAACCAGACUAGUUUGUUCUGUGCCAGGGAGAAAUGGAAUUGAUACACAUUUUGAUGAAUUAGAGGAUGUGUUUUUGCUGCAAACUCGUGAUAACAAAAAUCCAGUGAUAUUUGGCCUCUUCAACACGACAAGCAACAUAUUCAGAGGAUAUGCUAUAUGUGUUUACCACAUGGCAAGUGUCCGAGCAGCUUUCAAUGGACCAUAUGCUCAUAAAGAAGGACCUGAAUACCACUGGGCUCUCUAUGAAAGAAAAGUACCUUAUCCUAGACCUGGUUCAUGUGCCAGCAAGGUGAAUGGCGGGCUGUAUACCACCACUAAAGACUAUCCUGAUGAAGCUGUCCAUUUUGCCAGGAGUCAUCCACUGAUGUAUCAGCCCAUCAGGCCUGUUCAUAAGAGACCAAUACUAGUUAAAACAGAUGGAAAGUACAAUCUUAAACAAAUAGCAGUGGACAGAGUGGAAGCUGAAGAUGGGCAAUAUGAUGUUCUGUUCAUUGGCACAGAUAAUGGUAUUGUGCUGAAAGUUAUAACAAUUUACAAUCAAGAGACAGAAUCAAUGGAAGAAGUGAUUCUUGAAGAGCUGCAAGUAUUCAAGAUGCCAGUUCCUAUUAUUUCUAUGGAAAUCUCUUCGAAAAGGCAACAGCUCUACGUGGGAUCCGAGGCGGUCAUAGCCCAAGUGAAGUUCCACCAGUGUGACAUGUACGGCACAGCCUGCGCUGACUGCUGCCUGGCUCGGGAUCCCUACUGCGCUUGGGACGGGAUCUCCUGCUCCCGCUACUACCCCACAGCAGUGCAGGCAAAGAGACGUUUCCGCAGACAAGACGUUCGGCACGGGAACGCAGCGCAGCAGUGCUUUGGCCAGCAGUUCAUUGGUGAAGUUCUGGAGAAGACUGAGGAGCGAUUUGUUUAUGGAAUAGAGUACAACAGCACUCUUCUGGAGUGUACCCCUCGGACCUUACAAGCAAAAGUCAUCUGGUUUGUCCAGAGGGCACAUGAAACUAAGAAGGAAGAGGUGAAGACCGAUGAUAGAAUAAUAAAAAUGGACCUUGGCCUUUUAUUCCUGAAGCUGCAUCGACUGGAUGCAGGGACUUAUUUUUGUCAGACAGUGGAACACAGCAUUGUUCACACUGUCAGGAAAAUCACCCUGGAAAUAGUCGAGGAAGAACGUGUAGAUGAAAUGUUCAAUAAAGACUAUGAGGAGGAGAUCCCUCACAAAAUGCCAUGCCCAAUGCAGAGCAGUAUACCUCAGGCUUCAAAGCCAUGGUAUAAGGAAUUUCUUCAACUGAUAGGUUACAGCAACUUCCAGAGGGUGGAAGAAUACUGUGAAAAAGUGUGGUGUACAGAUAAGAAGAGAAAAAAGCUGAAAAUGUCUCCAUCCAAGUGGAAAUAUGCCAGCCCUCAGGAGAAGAAGGCAAGGAUCAGGCCAGAGCAUUACCGGCUGCCCAGGAACAUAGCUGACUCUUGAUGGACAAAAUCCAUCCACUGUUUCUGAGCAAAAUUUUAUUUGGACUUAAGAGGGAGAAAUCAGUCUUGGUUUGAGUAAAUUUCACAGGUUUAUAUAUGUAAAAUAUUGGGACUGAAAACAAAAAUGCUAUGGUAAGUUAUAUUGUACACUCAUGAUGACUGUUUAGAAGCAUUUUAAACAAAAUCUUCCCAACUAUCUGAUUCUAAGUAAGCAAAUGCAAUCAGAGUUUUGCAUUAGGGAGGAUGUGACAAUCUUCAGGUUUUGAGUGCUUGAAUCAGUUUCCUGUGUGGAUUGUGCUUGCGCUGUAUAUUGUUGCACAUGAUGGCAUAUUUAACAAAUUCAAAUAGCUAAACAUUCACAAGUGGAUGAAAAGUAUAAGAGAUAUCUUUUCUUUGUUUCACAAAUUUCUCAUGCUUCUGAAAGCAGCACGUCUUAAGAUCUUAUUCCUUUUGAUUGUGACCUGUCUGAGUUCAUCACUGAGAACGAGUUGUGUUAAUACAGUGUACUGCUACUUCUAAAGAUAAUGAAGGGAAAUCCUAUUUACUUCCCACCUUUUUUUUUUUUCAGUAUCAGCCAUUUAUGAAGCGCAGUGUGCUCCCACAGCUAAAUAAUAUUGCCUAGUAAUUUCA
This is a messenger RNA of Pyrgilauda ruficollis (rufous-necked snowfinch), 3124 nucleotides long. It is a transcript of the gene SEMA3E, whose product is annotated as semaphorin 3E. Gene Ontology annotation, biological process: negative chemotaxis; neural crest cell migration; negative regulation of axon extension involved in axon guidance. The record is from RefSeq and is a predicted model, not a curated record. NCBI's taxonomy places the organism in Eukaryota, Metazoa, Chordata, Aves, Passeriformes, Passeridae. The transcript has 17 exons. The coding region runs from base 168 to 2495 and encodes 775 amino acids. Gene Ontology annotation, molecular function: chemorepellent activity; semaphorin receptor binding.